UUUCCACCAAUGUUUUAGGACAGCCAAAGCAGCAAACCGCAGGUCAACUUAUGGUUCGACAUCAACUCCUCGCAGUGGCCAAUUGUCUAUUGCCGUCAUUACAAUGUGAGGUUUGCGGGACUUGAGAAGAUGCAUCCCUUUGAUGCGUCGAAGUGGGGUAACAUAUUCCAGUUUCUGAAGGACGAGGGGCUGGUGACUGAGGACUCAGUGGUAGUGCCAAGAGAAGCUACUGAAGCUGACUUGCUUCUGGUUCACACCAAGAAAUAUCUCAAUAGCUUAAAGUGGAGCUGGAAUGUUGCAGCUAUCGCAGAAGUGCCUGCUCUUGCCCUCCUACCAAACUUCCUAAUACAGAAAUUCUACCUUCAGCCAAUGAGGUACCAGACAGGAGGAACGGUUCUGGCAGGAAGACUGGCACUGGAACGGGGCUGGGCUAUUAACAUCGGCGGAGGCUUCCACCAUUGCAGUGGGGGUCAUGGCGGUGGUUUUUGUCCAUAUGCGGAUAUCACAUUGCUCAUACGCCACCUGUUUCGAUAUGAGGCAAGCCGCGUCCGUACUGCCAUGAUAGUGGACUUGGACGCUCAUCAGGGUAAUGGCCAUGAAACAGACUUCCUGGGUAAGGAGACCAGUGUGUUUAUCAUGGACAUGUACAACAGUAACAUCUACCCACGAGACCGCAAGGCUGAGGAAGCCAUCAGAUGCAAGGUCAAGCUCCAGUCCUUCAUCGAGGAUAGAGAGUAUCUCGCUUCUGUUAAAAAAUACUUAGAUGAGAGCCUAGCCAACUUCCACCCUGACAUCCUGGUAUACAACGCAGGGACUGACAUCCUGGAGGGAGACAGUUUAGGACUUCUCUCUGUCUCUGCUCUUGGUAUAAUUGAAAGAGACGAGAUUGUGUUCAGAAGAGCGAGAGAACGCAAUAUCCCCAUUGUAAUGUUGACAAGUGGUGGAUACUUAAAAAAGACGGCUCGUAUCAUAGCUGACUCUAUCCUGAACCUUCACGAACAUGGCUUGAUCAGCUUGGAUAUCACAUAGUUCUUCCAGUAGAUUACAAACACACUGCUCUUGAAAAAUAAGCUUUAAUCAUGCCUUUUCUUCUAGAAAAUGAUAAAUGUUAAGUUUUAUCACUGUUAUUUGCUUAUGUUGCAUGUAUUAUUUCUAAUCAGUAUUUAUAGGGUGGUGCAAAAAGAACGCAUGAUUUUAAAAUGUUAUAAGCAAGUUUAUUUUAAUCAUACAAACAGUUUAUUAACACCAAAAUAAUUCAGCACAACACAACCCAAUUUUAGAAUUGGGCAUUAAGAAUUCCAAAUUACUAAAAUUUUUUAAUUUAACAUCGUAAAUACAAGUCUUUUUGCGUAAAAUCACAUUAAAAGUCUCUCUUCAGAGUUCUUCAUAACUUUUGUCAAAUUGUCCUGUGCUAAUGUAGCAAUUUCUUUACAUAUUGCAGCUUCCAA
Molecule: messenger RNA, 1448 nt
Organism: Homalodisca vitripennis (glassy-winged sharpshooter)
Lineage: Eukaryota; Metazoa; Arthropoda; Insecta; Hemiptera; Cicadellidae
Product: histone deacetylase 11-like
Exons: 7
Coding region: 130-1029 (299 amino acids)
Molecular function (GO): histone deacetylase activity
Source: RefSeq, a predicted model, not a curated record